CUAUCUACUCCAGUGAGAUUUUACAAGAAACCAAUCGAAAUUGAAAAAUAUUUUCCUUCACAAACAAGCCAGUAAAGCUAUUGAAAAUGUAUGAAGAGAGUAGCAGCGGUCGAAGUAUGGAGGGUAGCUUGCCUCGUUCGUCAGUAUUGAUCAAAAAGGAACUUCCAAGGCACAUGCCUUCCAAUAGAAACAGUGAAAACUCAAAAGCUGAACUGACAUUUUCCAUUGAGAAAAUUAUGGAAUUUACGCCGUCCAAGCGGACUAAUAAAGAUCUAUCUCCACAACAGCAUUUACACAAUAACCAACAUAAUAGCAACAGUAACGUGUGCAUCAACAACAAUCAUAGCAACAACAUUAACUCUUCUAACAAUAAUCAUAAUGUUCACAAUAGCAUCAUUAACAAUACCAAUAAUAUCGUCAACAAUAACAGCAACAACAACAUUCUUAAGGUCAGUGGACACAAUGGUUACAAAACUCAGUCGAAAAACAUCGAUUCGUUAUGGGUUCCAACAUCGGUGUUUAAUCCGUCAAUGCAUGGAUCUGCAUACGCGAGUAUCUUCUUUAAUACGGAUCUCCAACGACGGGCAGGCUUAAACUUAAUUAGUAAUCCUUCAGAUUAUAGGGACCCAGUUAUUUAUGCACCUUACCUCCAUCCAGCGUUUCCGUUACCUCGAAACGCUAACGUAAAUGAUUACCAGACACAAAUACUUAGGCAAUAUCCCUUUUUAUUUAAUUCGAACUCCAUCAGAAAAGACAGAAAUCUGGAGACUCUCAAUAUGUUUAAAAAUACAGGUUUUCAGGGAUUACAUCAUAAUGCAUCCAGAUAUUCGUCGGCCAUCGAUAAAAAUUUAAUUGUUGACGUAGGAGGUUAUGCCUGCAAAGAUUCCAUUAUCGGCAGUGGUGUAUCUGAGAAUGGUAUAAGCAGCGGGUGCUCCGUAAAUAGUAACAGCAUGAAUGGUAGUAGUGUAUGGAAAAGUCCACAAAGUCUAACACCAAAUGCACAUUGCUCUUCGUCGCAAAGAAAAUCUUUUAUCGAAAAUAGUAACGUUUAUUCGGAUGCUUCUGCUCUUCCAUUGGCUUUGACGCCGAACUCUACGAGUUCCAAGCAACAUGAGAGCUUAAACAGUUCUUGUAACUCUAGUCAGCAGGGAGAAGAUGGAAGAUCUAGUAUUAAAUCAACAAUUGCCGUCGGUUCACCGGACUCAGCUUUGGUAUCGCCGAAUAAUAUUGCCAAUACCAGCAACAGUUCUUCUCUGAUGGCAGGGCGAUCUUUGGUAGCAAAGAAAAACAGUUUAAAGACACAGAAGACGUUCACGUGCCCCGAAUGUGGCAAGAUUUUCAAUGCCCACUAUAACCUAACACGUCACAUGCCUGUGCACACUGGUGCUCGUCCAUUCAUAUGUAAAGUAUGUGGUAAAGGUUUUCGACAAGCCAGUACUCUGUGCCGUCAUAAGAUUAUACACACUUCGGAAAAACCACAUAAAUGCAACACUUGCGGGAAGGCCUUUAACCGGAGCUCCACGCUGAACACACACAUGCGUAUACACCAGGGUUACAAGCCAUUCGUCUGUGAGUACUGCGGUAAAGGGUUCCAUCAGAAAGGUAACUAUAAAAAUCAUAAAUUGACACACAGCUCCGAAAAACAGUUCAAAUGUUCUGUAUGCAACAAGGCCUUUCACCAGAUCUACAACCUCACUUUUCAUAUGCAUACCCACAACGAAAAGAAACCGUUCACCUGUCAGAUAUGCGGUAAAGGGUUUUGUCGAAAUUUUGACCUAAAGAAACAUAUGCGAAAAUUACACGAAGGUGCUUCACUUCCAUCUUCCGGUUCUUCGUUCGGCGGAAGACUAAUCAGUUCACCCGGGAAUGGUAGCGCUGGUUUGCAUCACAGUUCGCAUCCAAAUCUAACAAAUCCAGCACCAAACACAAGCAGUAUGCUAGCAGCAGCAGCUGCACAAUCCUCUCUUUCAAACCAAGCUGCAGCGGUGUUCUUUUCACGGCCGACAGCUCUUCUUUCACAGAAUCCUUUGACGUGUCAUCGUUCUUUGCUCUCGCCUCUCGUCCUUAAUUCCUCAGCCACCAGUCUAUUACACAAAAUAUCUUCUAUGAUAUAAUUAAACUCUCUUAGUUUGUUGGAAGUUUUUCUAUGUUUUUUUUAAAUUAUGUACUUUAAAUUUUCCAGCAUUUCAGUCCGUGAAUAAUUAAUUUAAAAGAAAAAAAAGACAAAGAUAAAUUAAAUAACAAAAACAAAAACAAAUGAUGAAUGUAAAAAAAAAAAAAAAACUAUUUUCAAACAUUCUAAAAACAAUUACAACAACAAUAAUAAUACUAACAAUAAUGACCAUAACAAAAACUCUCCCCCAAAACACAAAUGCAGAAGCAACAUCAAUAUGGCAGUGAAAUGAGAGUGAGAAACAGAAAUAAAAUACAAAGAUAUGCUGAUUCAUUACAAUAACUGAAAGAAGUAACUGUAGCAGCAGCAGCAGUAGUAGUUGUAGUUGUAGUAGUAGUAGUUGCAGUUGUAGUAGUAGUAGUUGCAGUAGAAGUGGUACUACUGUUAGUAGAAGACGAGGAAGAAGACUGCACAGAAGACAAGUAAAGGGGAAAUAGAAAAACAAGAGGCGAAGAACAGAAGAACAACAGGUAAAAAAGAAAGAAGAGAAAGGGGAAGGUGAGGUAAAAAGACGCUAGAAAGAGCAGCACACAGACUGCAGGUAUUUCCAAGAACGAAAUAUUGCUGUGGACGAGUUUAUUUGUUGCUCAAAAUACUCCUUGGGAUUACUUAACAUGGUUCUUCUCUUAUAUUACUUAUUUGGCAAAGAGUAAGGCUCUCUGGUCACAAUGAUAACGAUGAUGGUGAUGGUGGUGGUGGUGGUGGUGGAGGAGGAGGAGGAAAGGAAGAAAAGAAGGAAAGGAAGAAAAGAAGGGAAGGAAGAGGAGGACAACGAGUAGAACACUGAUGAUGAUGAUGAUGAUGACGAUGAUGAUGAUGACGACAACGAUGAUUUCAGCCAUGACGAAUACUAAAACGUUCAUCGUCGAGAUCAUUAUCAUCAUCAUCAUCACCGUCGUCAUCAUCGUCGUCGUCGACAUCAUCGUCAUCAUCACAAUUACCAUGACGUUGGCAGGAGACACGGCAGAAGUAAGACAACAAACAGGUUGUUGAUGGUGAUGAAGGUGACGACAGGGAGAGGUAAACAAAAAGCACGCGAUACGAGAACCUACUACUACUACUGCUGCUACUACUGCUACUACUACUACUACUACUACUACUACUACUACUACUACUACUACUACUACUACCACUGCUACUACUACGGUUACUGCCACAAUGAAAUGUGGCUCAAAUAUCAUUGACAGUAAAGAUGUGUGUAAAAUUCUGUAUACAAAUAUUAUAAAUAUAUAAAUAUAUAUAUAAAUGGUAUAAAUGAUUGGUUGAACAUA
This is a messenger RNA of Octopus bimaculoides (California two-spot octopus), 3444 nucleotides long. RefSeq lists its product as uncharacterized. NCBI's taxonomy places the organism in Eukaryota, Metazoa, Mollusca, Cephalopoda, Octopoda, Octopodidae. Gene Ontology annotation, cellular component: nucleus. Gene Ontology annotation, molecular function: RNA polymerase II transcription regulatory region sequence-specific DNA binding; DNA-binding transcription factor activity, RNA polymerase II-specific. The record is from RefSeq and is a predicted model, not a curated record. Gene Ontology annotation, biological process: embryo development; regulation of transcription by RNA polymerase II.